Mytilus trossulus (common blue mussel) is the source of this 3494-nucleotide messenger RNA. RefSeq names its product major vault protein-like. The coding region runs from base 224 to 2800 and encodes 858 amino acids. The transcript is spliced from 13 exons. The record is from RefSeq and is a predicted model, not a curated record. Gene Ontology annotation, cellular component: cytoplasm; nucleus. Lineage: Eukaryota; Metazoa; Mollusca; Bivalvia; Mytilida; Mytilidae.
UUUGAGCCAGCAUUUUUAUUACGCAUAAAUUGGAGAGCUUUUAUGUGAGUAAAUUAUUUAGCAAAAUGUUUAGAUGGUAGCUAUACACAUUUUGUCAACUGUUUGAAGUUAUAAUGUAACCAAGCAUGUAGCAUUUGACCUACAUUGAUUAUUUAUCUGCACUCUGGAACAAGUCACCAACUGAAAGUUAAUUUUAUAAUAUUGUAAUACAUCCACCAUCAUCAUGUCUGCACCAAGGAGAUCAGCCGAUGAGCCUAUCUACAGAAUACCACCAUAUUAUUAUUUACAUGUAUUGGACCAAAAUCUAAACAUCACAAGACUAGAGAUUGGUCCACAGACCUUCAUUAGACAAGACAAUGAAAGAGUUGUAUAUGGACCUGAGCGUAUGAUCACUGUCCCCCCAAGGCAUUAUUGUAUUAUUGAAAACCCAGUACUGAAAGACAAAGAAUGUAAAGUUGUUUUUGACGAAAGUGGACAGGCCAAACUUGUACAUGCUGACCAGGAGAUUAGAUUGGCACAGGAUCCUUUCCCACUGUACCCCGGGGAAAUACUGAAACAGGUUGUAACUCCCUUGAAAGUGGUAGCUGCCAACUCAGCUCUUCGGCUCAGAGCUAUUUUAGACUUUGAAGAUGACGAUGAGGAAAAGAGAACAGCUGGGGAUGAGUGGCUAUUUGAAGGACCAGGAACAUAUAUCCCCAGGAAAGAGGUUGUUAUUGAGGAGACUGUCAGGGCCACAGUCAUUAGACCUAAUCAGGCCAUUAGACUGAGGGCCAGGAAGGAGACUAUUGACAGACAAGGUGUUGCUAGGGUAACUGGUGAGGAAUGGCUGGUGAAGAAGACCGGAGCUUACCUCCCAGGAGCUUAUGAAGAAGUUGUGGAUGUUGUCAACGCCUAUGUUCUAACAGAUAAGAAAGCCCUUCAUAUGAGGUCAUUGAGAACAUUUAAAGAUGACUUUGGUGUAACAAGAAAGAACGGAGAGGAAUGGUUGAUCAAAAUGACAGACACAGAAACACACAUACCUAAUGUGUAUGAAGAGGUUGUUGGAGUAGUGAAUAUUACCACAUUAACCAGCAGACAAUACUGUAUCAUCCUUGACCCUUCAGAUGAGCAUGGCAGACCACAACUUGGUAGAAAGAAGUUAGUUAAGGGUGAGUGUUCAUUCUUUUUGUUACCUGGAGAACGAUUUGAGAGAGGAAUCCAGAAUGUCUACGUUCUGGGAGAAGAUGAAGGUGUUAUACUGAGAGCUACAGAAUCAUUUAAAGAUACUGAUGCUGAUGUUGAAAGGAAACCAGGAGAUAAAUGGAUGAUCAGGGGACCAGCAGAAUAUGUACCACCUGUAGAGGUCGAGGUCAUCAUGAAGAGAACUGCAAUCCCAUUGGACGAAAAUGAGGGUAUCUAUGUCAGAGAUAUUAAAACUGGAAAGGUCAGAGCUGUAACUGGAGAAACCUAUAUGUUAAACCAAGAUGAGGAAUUAUGGGCCAAGGAACUUCCUCCUGCAGUCGAGACCCUUCUUGCCCAAGGAAAGGACCCUAUGGCUGACAGGAGUGACCGGUCCAAAUCAAGCGAUUCAUCAAAACCAAGGGACAAGACUCGUGUUGUCACAUUCAGAGUGCCACACAAUGCUGCAGUACAGAUUUAUGAUUAUAAAGAAAAGAAAGCCAGAGUUGUGUUUGGUCCAGAAUUAGUUAUGUUGGGUCCAGAUGAACAAUUCACACAGCUUAGUCUCUCUGGAGGUAAACCAAAGAAACAAAACGUUAUCAAAUCAUUGUGUUUACUUCUGGGACCUGAUUUCUGUACUGACAUUAUCACCGUAGAAACAGCCGAUCACGCCAGGUUGUCACUUCAGUUAUCAUACAACUGGCACUUUGAUAUUAAAAAUAAAGAAGAUAAGGCUGAGGCAUCUAAGAUUUUCAGUGUACCAGAUUUUGUUGGGGAUGCCUGCAAGGCCAUUGCCUCCAGGAUCAGAGGGGCCGUGGCACAAGUACAGUUUGAUGAUUUCCAUAAGAAUUCUGCUAGAAUCAUCAGAUCUUCUGUGUUUGGAUUUGAUGACAAAGACAAAGUGCGUGAAGUUUUCAAAUUCCCCCAAAACAAUUUGGUUUUCACCAGUAUUGAUAUCCAGUCUGUAGAACCUGUAGAUCAGAGAACAAGAGAUGCUUUACAGAAAUCUGUACAACUGGCCAUUGAAAUCACAACAAACUCACAGGAAGCUGCUGCAAGGCAUGAGGCAGAAAGAUUAGAACAGGAAGCUAAAGGAAGAUUAGAGAGACAAAAGAUUUCAGAUGAAGCAGAAGCUGAGAAAUCCAGGAAACAAUUGUUAGAAUUACAGGCAAACAGUGCUGCAGUAGAGAGUACUGGUCAGGCUAAAGCAGAGGCACAGUCCCGAGCUGAAGCUGCCAGGAUUGAGGGUGAGGCAGCUGUAGACCAAGCCAAACUGAAAUCACAGGCCAUGAAGAUUGAAGCAGAGUCUGAAUUAGAGAGAUUAACACAAGCCAGAGAGGCAGAACUUAAAUAUGUGAGAGAGCAGAACGAUAUGGAACUUUCAAAAUCAAAAGAAAUGUCAACCAUCGAAACAACAAGGUUCAAGAACAUGGUGGAUGCUAUUGGAGCAAAUACAUUGGCAACCAUGGCUUCAGCUGGACCAGACCAACAGGUCCGUAUGUUGCAGUCCCUGGGCCUGAAAUCCACCCUUAUCACAGACGGUAGCACACCAAUUAAUCUGUUCAAUACAGCUAAUGGUUUGAUUGGAGGUAUGAUGCCAGCAAAGAGGAGCAGGAGGACUGAUGACGAAGACGAUGAUUAAAACUUGGUGAUAAACUGUGAAGUAACACAAAAAUGAAGGUUGAACUUUGAACUUUAGUAACUAUACUGACUGAUAAAAUCCUUGGCGAAACUCUAAUGUUUAUUUUUGGUUGUACACAUUUCGUUAUCUUCUUCUGUAUUUUGUUGAAUAUAAUUUUGUUUCUUUUUGUUAUUUUUUGUUAUUUGAAUGGACAAAAUGUUUGAGGGAUAAGUAAAGAUGUGAGAGUGAUACUUGGGGAUUUUAGUGAAAGAGGUGUGAAAAUAAUAUUCUGAUAAAAGCAAUGGACCAAGUAUGUGAUAAAAAUUUAUAGUGCUCUCCUAUUUUCAUUGUAUAGUUUUAUAUCAUUUUCAUAUCCAAACUAUAAGUAGAAAGUUAUCUUGAUUCAUUUAUUUUGAUUAUUUAAUAACUUUUAUAUACUGUUAAACAUAAAAAGGACACAAAAUUUUUGUGCAAUAAUUAUUGUCUUACUCCAAAGUUUGGCGAAUAAGUCAUAUAUGUCUGUUAUUUAUAUUAUUUCCUGUUUACAUACAGCCACUUUUAUAUUGACUAUUGUAAGCACCUAAUACAAUCAUAACUGUAAAUACCGUGAUUAUAUAUUGUUAUAAAUCAUGUAAUGUAUGGUUAGUUGUAGUGGAUUUAAAAAAAGGUAUAAAAAUACUUAUAACAGAAAAGUUAAUAAAAAAAUUAAAUAUAA